UAGUAGCAGAACAACCUGAUCCUCUAGAAGAAGAUGAGUUACCGAUUUUUGAAGAGAGCAUAUGAAGCAGUGUCGACCUUCUCUUUCUUCUUGCUUUAUCUACAAAAACAACCAAACUAGAACAAGCCCAUGUUGUAGUCUGCUACUAGAACGCCUAGGGGGCGAAUUUUGCUACUGAAACACACACACAAACCACACAGAUAUGGCAAUGGAGGCAGGAAGGAACUUGCUUUCUUCAUCUCCACCAUUUCCUCCACGAACCCAUCUUAGAAAUUGUCCUUCUUCUUCUAAUUCUUCAGUUUUGAUGCUUCAUGAGCAACCGGCUCCUGCACUUACCUCUGUACCAACUACUUCUUUAGCUCGACAUUUUCCUACCUCAGUUCUUCUACAAGAGCAGCGCGAUGAGAGUAGGCCUUUCUUGCACGUAACGAAGGACGAUAGAAUAUCCCAGGUAACAUUGGAUAGUAGGCGGAUGGAAACUGGGUCCUCAGUACAUGAAGAGGAUAAUACUGUUGAUUCUUUUCAAUACCUUAAGGAUUUUCAACACCAGUUGCUUAACUGGCCAGGUUUAUCGUAUUUAUUGCCAUCCUUACAGACUGGGGAAACACCAUCCUCAACUGCGCAGUCUGUUCCAAGUAAAACAAACAAGCUUAUGGAUGUUGAACCACAUAAUGUGGUUGCCCUUGCUAAGAAAGCUUUGUCAGCCUCAAAACAAGCUGCCUUAUUAACCGAGAACCCACAAUUAUUUGGAGUUGAACUUGAUGAGACUCUUUCUCCCAGUACAAGCUCCAAAAAUUUUGUUAAUGUUUUAACGGAGGGAGAGAAAACAGUAAGGUCAACGCGUCUUCUUGAGAGGCGAUCUAAGAAAAGGGGGGUGCCAAAGCCAAAAGUUAGGGUUCAUGAGACUAGCAACUCUGGGAAAGCAGAUUUGAAACGAAAAAUGAGUGAAGCAUUUGAUCCAAAUGACCCCCUCCGAUUGUUCUUGUGGGGUCCAGAAACAAAACAACUUUUAACUGCAAAAGAAGAAUCUGAAUUGAUUGUUCAGAUCCAGGAUUUAAUGGCAUUAGAGGAAGUGAAAAGCAGGCUUCACUCUCAGUUUGACCGUGAACCAACAUUGGUUGAAUGGGCUCAAGCCAUUGGACUAAGCUGCCGGGCCUUGAAAUCUCAACUUCACGGUGGAAACAGCAGCCGAGAUAAGUUAAUUUAUGCUAAUCUUCGUUUGGUGGUUCAUAUCGCUAAACAAUAUCAGGGGCGUGGUCUCAACCUUCAAGAUUUAUUGCAGGAGGGAAGUUUGGGUCUUAUGAAAAGUGUAGAGAAAUUCAAGCCACAAGCUGGUUGCCGAUUUGCUACUUAUGCCUACUGGUGGAUAAGGCAAGCAGUUAGGAAGGCCAUAUUUCAACAUUCUAGGACAAUUCGUUUACCAGACAAUGUAUAUGGCCUCCUGCGCAAGGUGACAGAAGCAAAGAGACUAUGCAUUCAAGAAGGAAAUCAUCAACCAAGUAAAGAGGAAAUUGCAGCUCGUGCUGGUUUUACAGUUGAGAAGUUGGAAAGGUUGCUAAUUUCUGCAAAAAUGCCUCUUUCAUUGCAACAGCCUGUGUGGAUGGACCAAAAAACUACUUUUCAGGAAAUUACUGCUGACAGUGCGAUUGAGAUCCCAGAUGUGAGCGUGGGAAAGCAGCUCAUGAGGCGGCAUAUCCGCAACCUCCUCAGCAUUCUCAGUCCUAAAGAGAGGAAAAUUAUCAGGCUGAGAUUUGGCAUCGAGGAUGGUAAGCCAAAAUCACUGUCUGAAAUUGGUGCUGUUUUUGGGUUGUCUAAAGAGAGAGUCAGGCAGCUGGAGAGCCGAGCACUGUACAAGCUGAAGCAAAGUCUUCGCAGCCAAGGGCUGGAUGCCUAUACAAAUAUGCUUGUCUAGACCAAGCGAUUCAUUUCAACAGUUUUUGUUCUUACAAGUGCGAAAAAGGGCACUAAGCUGUUACCCUUCUGGCUCUUGGAGUUGGAGGGAACUUGUAUUUUUUUGGACGUUGAGGUGAAUGUGUAUUCUACCAUUCUGUAAGUGACCGGAGUGUACAUAUUACUGAGCCUCUCUCUCUAUAAUAUAUUACUGGACCUGUUGGUCUAUCAAGAACA
Messenger RNA from Cornus florida, 2127 nucleotides. RefSeq names its product RNA polymerase sigma factor sigF, chloroplastic. The record is from RefSeq and is a predicted model, not a curated record. The transcript is spliced from 9 exons. Bases 203 to 1912 code for a protein of 569 amino acids. Gene Ontology annotation, biological process: regulation of DNA-templated transcription; DNA-templated transcription initiation. NCBI's taxonomy places the organism in Eukaryota, Viridiplantae, Streptophyta, Magnoliopsida, Cornales, Cornaceae. Gene Ontology annotation, molecular function: DNA-binding transcription factor activity.